Messenger RNA from Zymoseptoria tritici IPO323, 1716 nucleotides. RefSeq lists its product as uncharacterized. The record is from RefSeq and is a predicted model, not a curated record. NCBI's taxonomy places the organism in Eukaryota, Fungi, Ascomycota, Dothideomycetes, Mycosphaerellales, Mycosphaerellaceae. The transcript is spliced from 10 exons. Gene Ontology annotation, biological process: amino acid transmembrane transport. Bases 1 to 1716 code for a protein of 571 amino acids. Gene Ontology annotation, cellular component: membrane. Gene Ontology annotation, molecular function: amino acid transmembrane transporter activity.
AUGUCCAUCCGUCCGGACCCGACCACGGGUUCCAAAGACUUUGUCGAAAAGUCGCCUCCUCGCUACAACGACCAGCCAGACCCGGAGAAGUCGGCACUCCGCCAGAGAAGCGAUGCCGCCAAACGAGACAAGGUCCCGGACGUCGCGGCUGGAGAGCUCAUCCUCGACGUGGAGCGCGAUGGUGUCACCCAGCGUGGUCUCAAGAGUCGACAUGCGCAGAUGAUUGCCCUUGGAGGGACGAUCGGCACGGGACUGUUCGUUGGAUCUGGCCAGACGCUUGCGAGAGGUGGUCCGGCGUUCAUUUUGGGAUGCUACACGGUCAUGGCUUUUGGGGUUUGGUGUGUUGUUAGUGGGAUCGUGGAAUUGGCCGCUUGGGUGCCCACGCCGGGUUGCUCGAUGAACUUAUUCGGCCAUCGAUACGUGAGUCGCACGAUGGGCUUCAGUAUGGGUUGGCUGUACUUCUACAGCCUGGGAAUCUUGGUGCCAUACGAGAUUACUGCCGCUGGAUUGGUUAUCGAGUAUUGGCAAGUGAACAUCAGCAUCGCCGUAUGGAUCUCGAUUAUGAUCGUGGUUAUCGUCGGACUCAAUGUGCUGCCUGUCAAAUUCUAUGGCGAAACGGAAUUCUGGUUUGCCGGGCUCAAAGUCAUCAUGAUGCUGGGACUUUUGCUGAUGUCUGUUGUGCUGUUUUUUGGCGGUGGACCAAACAAGGACCGUCUUGGAUUCCGAUACUGGGAGAAUCCUGGAGCCGCCAACACAUAUCUCGAGACAGGCGAUAAAGGUCGCUUCGUGGCGCUGCUUUCGACCUUCGUCUUGAGCGCUUUCCCAUUCGUAUUCGCUCCUGAGCUCCUGAUCGCGACUGGUGGCGAGAUGGAGAGCCCACGUCGCAACCUGCCCACUGCGGCUAAGCGCUACAUCUGGCGUCUGGUCAUCUUCUACAUCUUCUCCGUGUUCGCUAUUGGUGUCAUUUGCCCGUCAAACGAGCCGCGCUUGACUAGUGGUGGAGCUGGUGCUGGUUCUUCUCCAUUUGUUGUGGCUAUCAAAGAUGCUGGAAUCCCUGUGCUCGACCACAUCAUCAACGCUGGCAUCAUCAUCUCCGCAUGGUCGUCUGGAAACUCCUUCCUCUUCCUUUCCAGUCGAUCACUCUAUGCGCUCGCUCUCGGUGGGAAUGCACCGGCAUUCUUCCGAGUCUGCACGAAGGGCGGAGUACCUCUUCGAGCCGUCAUCUGCAGCGCUCUCUUCUGCGCCCUCGCCUACCUCAACGUCGGAAGCAGCAGCGCCGUCGUCUUCAACUGGUUCGUGAACCUCACCAACACCUCCGGUUUCAUCUCCUGGAUCUGCUGCGGGAUCGUCUACCUCCGCUUCCGCGCGGCCGUCAAAGCGCAGAACAUCCCGCUCGAAGAGCUGCCAUAUCGCUCGUGGAUGCAACCAUGGGGCAGCUGGUGUGCCAUCGUCGGCUUUUCGUUCUUGUUGAUCAUCAAUGGCUUCACGGUCUUUUGGCCGGAGAAGUGGAGUGUCAGCAACUUCAUGACGGCUUAUGUUGGGAUUCCGCUUUUCUUGUGCUUCUUCGUGGGACAUAAGAUUUACGCUUGGUCUGAUCCGUGGGCUAUCCCCUCGGAACAGGUGGACAUGGUUACGGGUCUGGAUGAGUUGAUUGCCGAUGAGAGGCCGAGAAAGGUGUUCAGGAACUGGCAGAAGGUUAGGUAUAUCUGGGAGUAG